GAAAUGACGUGCGACGGCCUUUUCUCCACUCAGCUACUGUUAGCUGGCUGCUAGACGGACUGUCGAGAAAUCGACAAAUCCCGUCAAAAACAAACAUAUCUGGAGUCCGUGCUUUUAUUUUGGCACUGGAGUGCGUUGGUCACCCGUCAUCAUGCCCAUGUACCAGGUAAAGCCCGUCAGUCCCGGUGACAUAAAGAUUGAUUUGCCAACGUGCAUGUACAAGUUACCGAAUAUCCACGCGCAGGGAAUGAACUGCAGCGAGCACGCGCUUCAGAACGGGGAGGUGGAUCCUGCUCUGAAGGCGCUGGAGGACCGACAGGAUGAAGUCCUGAGAAGACUGUAUGAGCUCAAGACGAUGGUUGACGGGCUCACGAAGACUGUGUCCACUCCUGAUGCAGACUUGGACGCCACCACACUCUCACAAGCUCCUGCUGAAUCGGUGUUAAGAGGAACGGCAGAUCUAGACUCCCUACUGGGCAAGGACCUGGGCGCGCUGAGGGACAUCGUGAUCAACGCCAACCCUGCCCGUCCUCCUCUAUCCCUGCUGGUGCUUCAUGGCCUGCUGUGCCAGCGGUACCAGGUGCUGUCCAGUGUGCAUUUGCACUCGUCUGUGAGCGCCGUGCCCCCUCCGCUCAUGUCCUGCCUGGGCCCGCGCCACAUAGACAGCUACGCCCGCCAUCGUUUUCAGCUUGGUUUCACUCUCAUAUGGAAAGAUGUGUCGAAGCUGCAGAUGAAGUUCAGCACACAGAACAUGUGCCCCAUCGAGGGGGAGGCCAACGUCGCACGCUUCCUCUUCCGUCUUUUGGGUGCCGAACCUCAGGACCCGGUCGCCGCCACGCAGAUGGACAGCUGGAUCGACACGGCAGUUUUCCAGCUGGCCGAGGGAGGCAACAAGGAGCGGGCGGCCGUGCUGAGGUCACUAAACGGGGCUCUGGGACGUUCGCCGUGGCUUCUGGGUCAGGAGUUCUCUCUCGCCGACGUCGUGUGCGCCUGUUGCGUCCUGCAGGCCGGUCAGACCGGCUCUGCACCGGCGAACGUAGAGCGCUGGCUCAAGUCCUGCCAGAACCUGGGCCACUUCGACUGCGUGUAUCCGUUACUGCAGUGACGAAAGCUGUGAGAUCAGUGCAGGUCGUACUCUAGCUAAAACCAGGAAACCGAUACACCACAGUUAAAUGUGUAAUGAAAAGGGAAAUGCAAUGUGGCAUCAUCAAUAACCAAAUGUAAACCUGUUCUGCCAACAAACACUGUUACAUCCCAGAAUCCGGUGUUACCUGAGCUCAGGUCUGUAGUAUGACACGUGAUGAUGUCAUUGAUGAAGUCAUGUUGGUGAUUUAACUGGAGUGGAUCUGGAACUGAUCCCAGGCCAGGUCAAACACUCAGAGAGAGGGCAUUACUGUAAACUCAACUCCCUCCCGCCUUGUGCCUAAUAAAAUGCUGUACUAGAA
Molecule: messenger RNA, 1445 nt
Organism: Megalobrama amblycephala (Wuchang bream)
Lineage: Eukaryota; Metazoa; Chordata; Actinopteri; Cypriniformes; Xenocyprididae
Gene: aimp2
Product: aminoacyl tRNA synthetase complex interacting multifunctional protein 2
Exons: 4
Coding region: 152-1105 (317 amino acids)
Cellular component (GO): aminoacyl-tRNA synthetase multienzyme complex
Source: RefSeq, a predicted model, not a curated record